Messenger RNA from Salvelinus sp. IW2-2015, 6888 nucleotides. NCBI's taxonomy places the organism in Eukaryota, Metazoa, Chordata, Actinopteri, Salmoniformes, Salmonidae. The record is from RefSeq and is a predicted model, not a curated record.
GGCGCAAUAUCACUCCUUCUGUCAAACAUGGCUGUGCUUUUGAAGAAAGAAAAAUGCUGAAUUGUGUUGGUAGAUUUCGGAAAAAGAAGCAAACAUGGCGAGAUUGGCUGAUUAUUUGAUUGUCGUGAGAUUAGAUCAGGACAAAACUGGUGCAGGAGAAGGAUGUGGGAAGAUCAUCCAGCGCUUCCCCAAAAAGGACUGGGAGGGCACAGUGUUUCCCCAGGGGGUGGAGAUGUUCUGCCAGCCAGGAGGAUGGAGGCUGUCCCGAGAGAGGAAAGCUCCCACCUUCUUCACGGUGGUGUUGACGGACAUCGACUCAGACAGACACUACUGCUCCUGCCUCACCUUCUACGAGGCAGAGGUCAACCUGCAGGGAACAAAGACUACCGAUGCAGAUGAGGAUGAGGAAGAGGAUGGCUUGAUCCAGCCCGCUCAAGUCUUUGCACCCAAAAGUCUCAUUCUGGUCUCCAGGCUGGAUUAUCCUGAAAUAUUCCGGGGMUGCUUGGGCCUGAUCUACACGGUGUACGUCGACAGCCUGCCGUUCCCCYUGGAGGGGCUGGUUUCCAACCUCUUCACGUGCAUGGUUCCUGUGGCUGGCGGCUCCCAGAAACUGUUUUCCCUGGGAGCUGGCGACCGACAGCUAAUCCAAACCCCUCUGAAUGACAACCUGCCUGUUACAUGCAAGAGUGUGGCCCUGCUCUUCCAGCAGCUUGGAAUCCAGAAUGUUCUGAGUCUUUUCUGUGCGGUUCUGACCGAGCACAAGGUUUUGUUCCAUUCUACGAGUUACCAGAGACUAGGGGAGGCGUCGCGUGCCCUGGAGGCACUCAUGUUCCCCCUCAAAUACAGUUACCCAUACAUCCCCAUCCUGCCGUCACGGCUGCUAGAGGUGCUGAGCUCACCCACCCCCUUCAUCAUCGGGGUCCACUCCAUGUUCCAGAGCGAGAUCCAAGAACUGUUGGACGUUAUCAUAGCUGAUCUGGAUGGAGGAACCAUAAAGAUUCCAGAGUGCAUCCACCUGUCCCAGCUCCCUGAACCACUGUUACACACUACAGAGACUGCCCUGUCUUUGGUUUUGCAUCCUGAUCUGGAGAUAGCUGACAAUGCCUUCCCACCCCCUCGCACAGCCCCCUCCAACCUCAAACUGUUGGAUAAGGAGGUGCGAGCCGUGUUCCUCAGGCUGUUUGCACAACUCUUCCAGGGCUACAGGUCCUGCCUGCAGCUUAUCCGCAUCCAUUCCGAACCCGUUAUCCACUUUCACAAGACUGCCUUCUUGGGCCAGAGAGGCCUGAUUGAAAACGACUUCCUGACCAAGGUUCUGGAUGGAUGGCCAUUCGCUGGCUUGCGUGUCUCUGGAGAAUCCCAACCCCACAUGGCGUUCAGAAGAAGUGCCUCGGCCCACGGAGGCUCCACCUGCGGGCAUGUGGUGCCCUUCCCCCUGCUGGACGAUGAGAAGGUGGGCGGCUGCUGGCGGAGGCUGGCCAAGCAUCCCAGCGCCUGCCAUCACUACCACCACGCCGCGCAGAGAAGGAAAGUGUGUGGUGCCCCGGCCCUCACCAUAGCUAGUAUUUCUACCACUCUUGUAUUCCUAACCUGCUCACCCCUCAUCUGUGCAGUGUCCAUCAUGGGGAAGAUGGGCUCAGUGUUCAACAGCGCUCGCAGGCUGGAGGUGGUGAGGAGCUGCAUCUCCUUCAUCUUCGACAACAAGACCCAGGAGACGGAGAAGACCCUGCCAGCUGCGCUGCGUGCUCUGAAAGGCAAGGGUCGCCAGUGUCUGACUGAGGAGCUCAGUCUGCACGUCCAGCAGAACCGGGCCAUACUGGACCACCAACAGUUUGACUACGUCAUCCGCAUGAUGAACUGUGCCCUCCAGGACUGCUCCAGCUCUGAAGAGUACACCGUCGCCUCCGCCCUGCUGCCACUGACGACAGCCUUUUACCGGAAAUUGCCGGCUGGCGUGAGCCAGUUUGCCUACACCUGUGUCCAGGACCAUCCCAUUUGGACCAAUCAGCAGUUCUGGGAGGCCACGUUCUACAGCGAGGUCCAGAACCAGAUCCGAGCCCUGUACCUCACCGCCCCUGAAGACAAACUAGGCAUCACUGCCAGGCUAAAGGAGCAAGGUCCCCUGCCCCCGGCGGCCCCCAGCGCCUCGGAACGCACGGCCAUGGACCUGGCGGCGGAGCAGCUGCGCGCCUGGCCCUGCCUCAGCAAGGAGAAGCAGCAGGAGCUGGUGAAGAACGAGGAGAGCACGGUGUUCAGCCAGGCCAUCCACUACGCCAGCCUCCUGGUCUACCUGCUGGUCCCCCUGGACACCAGCAAGAACAAGCUGCUCAGAGCCAACCCCGUCGCUGACUGGGAGAGCGGCAGCAACAGCAUCGUCACCAACAGUAUUGCAGGCAGUGUGGCGGAUAGCUUUGACACAGAGAGUGGCUUUGAGGACUCUGAGAACAGCGACGUGGCCAACUCUGUGGUACGCUUCAUCGCCCGCUUCAUUGACAAGGUGUGCACAGAGAGUGGCGUCAGCCAGGACCACAUCAAGAGUUUGCAUAGCAUGAUCCCAGGCAUCGUGGCCAUGCAGAUGGAAACUCUGGAGGCGGUCCACAGGGAGAGCAGGAGGCUGCCACCUAUCCAGAAGCCUAAGAUCCUGCGCCCAGUGCUGCUCCCUGGUGAAGAGUUUGUGUCGGAGGGUCUUAGAGUGGUCCUGGACCCUGAUGGCAGAGAGGAGGCUACGGGGGGAAUGCUCGGGGGACCGCACAUCCUGCCAGCAGAGGGAGCCCUCUUCCUCACCUCCUACCGCAUCAUAUUCAAGGGCUCCCCACACGACCCACUAGUGGGGGAGCAGGCAGUGAUCAGGAGCUUCCCAGUGUCCACCUUGACCAAAGAGAAGAAGAUAAGUGUCCAGAACCAACUGCAGCAAAACAUGCAGGAGGGACUGCAGCUCCGCUCGGCAUCCUUCCAGUUGAUCAAGGUGGCGUUUGACGAGGAGGUGAGCUCAGAGAUGGUGGAGAUCUUCAGGAAACACAUCCAGAGGAUCCGCUACCCUCAGUCCAUCUUCAGCACAUUCGCCUUCGCCGCAGGCCAGAACGCUCCCCAACUCAUCCUUCCCAAACAGAAGGAGAGGAACACGGGUUUCAGGACGCUGUCCAAGACCAUUGUGAAAGGAGCCAAGAGAGCUGGGAUGAUCACUAUGGGCCGUCAGAGUCAGACCACGCUGAAGAAGAACGACAGAGGGAGUCGGAUGACCUGGCACGAGGAUGAUGACAUCUCAGUGUCAGAUGAGGGUGAGCCACCCCCCAGCAGCACGUUGAGGGCAUCAGAGAAAUCCACCAUGGAGCAGCUGGUGGAGCGGGCGUGUUUCCGUGACUACCAGCGGCUGGGGCUGGGCACCGUCACAGCCAGCUCCUCCCGCUCUAAGACAGGAGAGCAGUUCAGAGUAACUGCAGUCAACAGACUCUACUCCCUCUGCCGCAGUUACCCAGGGCUCCUGGUGGUUCCCCAGUCAGUGCAGGACAGCAGCCUGCAGAAGGUGGCCCGUUGUUACAGACACAACCGCCUGCCAGUGGUGUGUUGGAAACACCCCCGCACCAAAGCUGUGCUGCUACGAUCCGGAGGCUUCCAUGGCAAAAGUGUGGUGGGACUCUUUAAGUCCCAGAACCAAUCUUCAACAGCCCCUGCCAACUCUUCUGAUUUGUCCAGUAGUCUGGAGCAGGAGAAGUAUCUUCAGGCCAUCCUCAACUCCAUCCCCGUCUACUUCAAACUGAACGGCAGUAACACUCUGUCCAACCGCUCUCUCAUCGGCCUCUCACCAGGUGUCUGGGCCAGCCUGCGUUCCAGCAGCCGCUUCAGCCAGCACCCUUCUGCAGCUGAUGUUGGUGCCAGGCUGGCAGGAAAGGAUUUGGCGCCCCCUGCAGGCAGCGAGAGCCUGCAUGCCCAGCUCCUCAAACAGCAGGCUGCCCUCUACAUUUUUGGAGAGAAGUCCCACCUCAGGGGCUUCAAACUGGACUCUACUCUGAACUGUGAACUGGUGCCUGUGGACUUUGCUGACACGCGCCAGAUCAAAGGUGCCUUUAAGAAGCUGCUGAGGGCCUGUGCUCCGAGCGCUACGUCUUCAGACACACAGGACUCCUUCUUCAAAGCCCUGGAGGACUCUGAGUGGAUCCUUCARCUUCACAAGCUCCUGCAGUUGGCCCUGAUUUUGGUGGAGCUGCUGGACAGUGGCUCGUCCGUCCUGCUGAGUCUGGAGGAUGGCUGGGACAUCACCACACAGGUGAGUGGUGUCCUGGUCCAGCUACUGAGUGACCCGUUCUACCGGACUCUGGAGGGCUUCCAGGUGCUGCUGGAGAAGGAGUGGCUGUCCUUCGGUCACAAGUUCAGCCAGCGCUCCAACCUGAGCCCCAGCAGCCAGGGCAGCGGUUUCACGCCCAUCUUUCUGCAGUUCCUGGAUUGCGUGCACCAGAUCCAGGACCAGUGCCCUUUGGAGUUUGAGUUUAAUCAGCACUAUCUGAAGUUCCUGGCAUACCACUACAUCUCCAACCGCUUCAAGAACUUCCUCCUGGACUCCGACUACGAACGCCUGGAGCAUGGCACAUUGUUCGAGGACAAGCCGGGAGACAAGCAGGCCAGGAGGGGGGUCUGUAUCUGGGAGUGUAUCAGCAGAAUGCACCGGAGGAGUCCACUGUUCUUCAACUACCUGUACAGUCCCACAGAGGCUGAGCUGGUGCUCAAGCCCUCUAUCAGCAUCCCUGCUUUGAGGAUGUGGGACUUCUUCACGGGGGAGACCCUGUGCACAGGCCCGUCCUAUGACUGGAGGAUGCAGGCUGUCAGGUCGGAGAGCAUGGAGGAGACAGACACCAUCGCCACCAGCAAGAGGAGGAUCGUGUGGCCCUGCUACAGCAGUGUGGGGCGCGCCCAGCCUGACGCCAUCACCAAGCUCCUGGCUGACAUAGAGCGGCUGGAGGGGGAGAUGAGCCAAGCACCAGAGAGGUGGCAGGCCACUCUGGAGAGGGUCCGAGUCAGUAUCCAGGAGGACCUCAAACAGGAGGGAAAUCUCCGCAAGCAGUCUGCGUCCACCUCGGGGCUGAUCCCCACGUCCAGUCUGCAGGCGUUCCAGAGACGUUCCAUGCUGCACCUGCCUGACAGUGGCUUGGGGGAGGACAGCAGCCCCACUGCCACUAACGGGGUCAACCGCCGGGCCGCCACACUCUACAACCAGUUCACCCCCAAGAACGAGGAAAACAGAUCAUUUGAGGGGAUUCUGUACAAACGAGGAGCACUGCUGAAAGGAUGGAAACCUCGCUGGUUUGUUUUGGACAUUACAAAACACCAACUGAGGUACUACGACACGGGAGAGGACACUAACUGCCGGGGCCACAUUGACCUGGCGGAGGUGGAGUCRGCUCUGAUCGCCACCCCCACCAUAGGAGCUCCUAAACACAUCAGUGAGAAGGCCUUCUUCGACYUGAAGACCACCAAGCGAGUGUACAACUUCUGCGCCUCGGAUGCCCAGAGCGCCCAUCAGUGGAUGGACAAGAUCCAGAGCUGCAUCUCCGACGCUUAACCUCUGAACUCCCCAGCCAGGGCGUGGUCAGGGUGUGGUCAGGUCACAGCAUUAGCAUUAGCAUUAGGUGCAGCAAGGUGGCUAAGCGCAGAGACUGUGGGCACAUAUAUACAGUACAUAUUCAGCUCAGUCACCAUGGGAGUGGCUYUACCAUGAGGACCACAGUGAUCUAAGUGCCUGUUAGUGGAGGCUAUGCCAUCCAUCCAUCCAUCCUGCUGCCUUGCAGGACUUCAGGCAGUCGUCACAAGUUGAUUAAUGUGCCCGGUCUCUGCCAUCAGCUCUCUUUGUACUAUUCCUUGUUACUGCUACAGGGAUCAACACUUAUAGUGAAAAGUAAAUAGAAAAAACGGAUGCCUGAGCACCACUAAGUAUAGUUUAUGCCAUUUCAGUUGUAAAUAGAUAAAAGCAAUAGCACUGGCCAUUUUAAACUGUGGGUUCAAUAUAUACAGUAAACUAAGAUAUAUAUAUAAAGCAUACAAGAGAAUUUAUUUCAGAUAUUUUACAAUGAGGARAAGGUAUUACUGCUUGAUGAAAGGUAUAAACCACCGAAAACUCAAAGGUUUUGAAAAUGCACAAUAUGACAAGGCCAUUUGUUUGCACUUAGUUCUAUAAUAUGCACUCCAUAUAGAAUGAUUUUCUUACUGAAGCGAACAGCCAGGUGAAAGGCAUUACUUUAUGAUGAUGUACAUAAGGACCUUUUCCAGACAAACUGGAAGAGAAAAAACACUAAAGUUCCAAACAUGUUCCUGACAUUUUAUAUUUAAGUGAUGUCCUCUAUUUUUAAACAUACACUAUGAAUGUUUUGACUCAUGGAUAACAGUUUGUUUGUUCUUGUGAUGUAAAUUAUUUUUUUUAUUAAAAGAGUAACUCAUGUUGUUAAAGUGUGGUGGCUUAAUGUUUUAUGUAAAUACUCAUGUGAUAUUUCCUAUUUUUUAUAUAUAACAUGUGUAUGCUUCUCUAAUCUUAACUGUAAUAUGACCAACUUUACAAUUCUGCAUUUUGGUAUGUAUUGUCUUGUAUGUACAAGUAUAGUAACCUUGUUUCCUGUCUUUGAUGAGACUGACUAUGAGCCAUUGUGUGUUAGAUGAAGGGGAGUUGACUAUAUUUCUCAGAAUAUCCAGAAAGACUGUCUUAAGGGCUUUUAAGUAAAUCAGUCAGUGUGGUUUGUUUCAUCUGUUGUCUGCAUCUUCCAGUUUGAGAUAACAAAGCAAAAAAGAGCAUCAAAGUCAUUUCAGAAGCUAUUUGAGAAGAUAUAUGUUACUGUAUCUUUUGUACCAUGUUUUGUUGAUACUAAUGUUGUUUUUUUGGAAAUAAAUCAAAAGUACUUGAACUAG